Messenger RNA from Balaenoptera ricei (Rice's whale), 2165 nucleotides. It is a transcript of the gene WDR27, whose product is annotated as WD repeat domain 27. Gene Ontology annotation, molecular function: protein binding. The record is from RefSeq and is a predicted model, not a curated record. The transcript has 11 exons. NCBI's taxonomy places the organism in Eukaryota, Metazoa, Chordata, Mammalia, Artiodactyla, Balaenopteridae. The coding region runs from base 340 to 1296 and encodes 318 amino acids.
GGUGGUGAGGGCGCCGAGCUGCGGGGACUCGUAACCAGGGCGACGGGGGCGGGGCGCUGGUCCUACGCCGCCGGGUGCUCACCUGGAUUGCGCGUCCACUUGGCGAGUUCAGCGUCAGGUCCCAGAGGGUCCCCAGCAAAAACUCCUGUAUAUCCUGGCUCUUCCCUGACCACUUUGGAGCAGGUCCUCAGACCCAUGUGAGAGGCUGCCUCCCAGGCUAUAGUCCUCAUUGGAAUGAAAUCAGAUAGUCCAUUAUUUCGGGCUCUCUGGUUGGAAAUAACAGAAUAGCCUAGACGAAGGGAAACCCCACCAAAUCCAAGACAGAAGGAGUAGAACCAAAUGCUGGGACCCGGCAGCCCAGCCCCAGUCCUGCUCUUCUCUACACAGCGCGUCCUCUGCUCCCCAGCCCACGGCAGCCUCCCGCCUGCCCUCCGCUUCCGCGUUCUUGGCCUCUGUGCUAAUGGGAUUCUGGCCCCCGAGACAGAGAAUCACUGCAAUUUUGGCAGGUUGAAGAUGGAAGAACCACAAGAGAUUUUCUCCAUGAAUGAUGGCCACGCAAGUGAUAGAGUCGUGGAAAAAUACCUGGUGGAUUCCAAGAAGUCCGCAUCCCACGUUCAGCUCGCCUGCAGUGGGCAGUCCUGUGCUUUCCCCUUAGAUGGAAACGAGCUUUGUGUACGGGACACCAAGCAACCUCCUCACCAGCUGCUAAUCCUAAGAGGACACCAUCAGCCAAUCACCGCUGUGGCAUUUGGAAAUAAAGUGAGUCCGCUUCUCAUCUGUUCUGCAUCACAAGAUUAUGUCAUAAUGUGGAACCUGGAUGAAUGCAGACAGAAAAUGCUUCAAGCUCCUGUGUCUUAUCGACUCCUCCGCUGUAUUUCUGACUUGUUAAGGAAAAAAGUACUAAGCCGCCUACUCAGAAACAAUCUGGGAUCGUCAUUUAUGACCCAGCAAUCCCAGGUUUAUAAUCUUUUUGCAACCACAGCCAUUGGUGAUGGGAUAAAACUCUGGGACCUGAGAACCCUGAGGUGUGAGAGCCGUUCUGAAGGACAUCCAAAGUGCUGCUACCCGUGUGGAAUUGCUUUUAGCGCUUGCGGCCGAUAUGUGGCUUGUGAUGAGGAUAAGCAUGUAGGUGCUGCUGUGGCGUACGUGUACAAAACCAGCUCCAGCGCUUUCUGCUGCAGACUGGCAGGACACAUGGACCCGGUCACGGCCGUGGCCUUCAGCCCGGCCACUGCCCAGUGUAUAACUUAUGCCAGCCCACCUUCAAGUGAUAUUAUCCCACUUUGUCUACAGUAAGAACCUUACAGCUUGCUCAGCAACCGUCUGACUCAGGUGAGUAACACCAUCCGGGGAAGGAGCGCCGCUUGGCGGGGGCUGCAAGCUGCUGUGUGCUCCUGCUUAUUAUCGCCUCUGUCGUGUGUUCCCUGGGGCGUUGACCCAAAGAUCACGGCUGCCAUAACAAUCCAACACUCUCCCCAGAGCAGUGUGAUCAAGGCCAUCUGUCUAGUGACUAACCAUAACGGCCUUAAAUGACUGUUAAUGUGGGGAGGGUUCUCCACGCCUUGAGGCCAAGGAGAACUAAAGAGGAGGAUUGGAUGGCAAGGCUAUUGUCAUGGUCCAAGGAGAGGCUCUGGGCUAAAGGACAUGAGGACAGGAUUCCGUAGGUGAGGAGGACGAGAGACCUCUGCCUUCAACCUCUGAGUCGGUGAGUUGUGCCCGGACUACGUGUCCUAACCCGGAAGAGUGAAGUAACCUUGCACCCAGAAACCAAUGGCACCACCCCUGACCCAGUGGGAUAUUAUGGAUCCAAUCCCUGGUGUGAUGUUGCUAAAAAAAUAAUGGACAAAUAUAAAUGUCCGGAACACCUGGUGCCAGCACUUCCUAUGAACCCUGAGGAGGUGCAUCAGCUCCUUGACAAACGCAAAACACCAUGGAAGGCUCCUGGGUGUCGCUCUGUGCCGUGCACACCAAUGUGCCAAGACUCUGGAUUAGGUCCCAGAGGCCUGGCGGCCUUUCCCAAAGACUCUCUGCAUUGCCCUAUGGAGGCAGACCCCAGUCCCGGAGAGGUGUCUUGGGACACCCCGGAGAGGAAAGAGGCCGCCUAUGAAGAGGGCUCACAGUGACGUCAUCCCGAAUGUUCCAGUGGCAACACAGAAGAUUCAGGU